AUGUCUCUUUCGGUGUUAAAAGCUGCUGAACAUAUUUUCGCCCUUUCUUUAUUUAAAGAGGCGCUCAAUAUUUUUCAACUUUUGUGGAUUCAAGGAAACGAGAGAUUGACUAAUGCUACCAAGCUCAAGCUCAUUAAUCUUGACUCUGGUGGUGUCCAGAAUUUUGAGUACGAGGCCGAAGGUUUCAAGGAUAUUAUAUUAGAACUAGAAGAUGUGGGUUUAAAGGCAUUGUGUCCUUCUUUUUUGUUUGACGAUUGGCUAGUCGUCCUUCACUUUGCAGAUUCUGAAGCACAAGAACAAGACGUGAAACACCAGUCGACUCUUCAGGGUGGAAAUAACAUGGACGGGUCAGAGGUUAUGCAUCGUUUGUGGAAUCGGGAUCUUGCUGCCGUCCUGAACUUCCGACAUAUACUUAACAAUUUGAGAUAUGAUGGGAUUAUACCUGUAAGGUUCACCCACGUUAUUCGGAUUGGUCGUAUCAGAAGACAAGCAGAAGAAGAUCUCCAGGAGGGUCGUCGUUUGAGACAAAGACUGACUAGAAUUCAAAGAAGAUAG
Phycomyces blakesleeanus NRRL 1555(-) is the source of this 555-nucleotide messenger RNA. RefSeq lists its product as hypothetical. The record is from RefSeq and is a predicted model, not a curated record. NCBI's taxonomy places the organism in Eukaryota, Fungi, Mucoromycota, Mucoromycetes, Mucorales, Phycomycetaceae. The transcript is spliced from 4 exons. Bases 1 to 555 code for a protein of 184 amino acids.